Sporisorium graminicola is the source of this 855-nucleotide messenger RNA. RefSeq lists its product as uncharacterized. The transcript has a single exon. Gene Ontology annotation, cellular component: ribonuclease P complex. The coding region runs from base 1 to 855 and encodes 284 amino acids. Gene Ontology annotation, biological process: tRNA 5'-leader removal. NCBI's taxonomy places the organism in Eukaryota, Fungi, Basidiomycota, Ustilaginomycetes, Ustilaginales, Ustilaginaceae. The record is from RefSeq and is a predicted model, not a curated record.
AUGGUGCGAUUCAAGACACGCUGGCUGCUUCUAGCCAUCGACGACAAACCGCUCGCCACCUCGUCACCCUUUCCCUUGCCGUUUCUCCCGGAAGACGACGACGACAACGACUCGUCAGCACACCCGAAUUCAUCCACAUCGGUCCUUUCCGCUGCGCAGCGCACGUCUCCUUCCACCGGAGCGGUGGUCACGCUGACACCUCAACACAUCACACGACUACUACGCGCCUCGCUGGUUUACAACUUUGGAGAUGUUGCCGCUGGCGCGUAUGGCGGUGUGCUGACGUGCAAGUACUACAGCAUGCAUACAGGUACGGCCAUCGUAAGGUGCUCGCGCGAUGCGGCGCGGUUGGUCUGGGCCAGUGCGACGAUGAUCUCGAGUCCGAUCGAGGUGUCAGCUGAUGAUGGAAGCGUGAGCGCAAGCGCGAGAGCGCCAUCGCUGAGGAUCCGCGUGAUUCACUGCGGAGGAACCAUCAAAAAGGUGCAAAACAAAGCGAUCGAGUUGGAUAGGAAGCUGAUCAUGCGUCUCAGAGCAAAGCAAAAGAGACUGGCGGCAGUCGGCUCGAAAGUGCACCCUCCCAUAGGAGACGUCAAAUCUGCCACACCCGCGCUGGAAGACAGCGCUACAAUUGUACCGGUUGUUCCGAUUGCGCCUGUCGAUGACGACGAAGACCUUGGCGAAGCACUCGAUCCUCAAUUUUCGGCCACGGAAGCUCCUGUAGCCUCGAUAGCAGCACCAGCAACAACACAACCAAAUCAACUCACCACUUUCAAGUCUAACGAAAGCAAUGUCGAUCCAGAAACACAAGCCCUCCUGAUACAGUCGCGAAGGCAAAUCAGCUCCAUUUCCAUGUAA